UUCUCAUACAUUUUGUAUUCUGCUCAAUCGAUUCACCCUUAUUGAUCCUACGGCGCACACCCGCCACAUUGUAAGACUAUCCUGUACACACACAUUCCACCUCCCAAAAGAUAAUGGCGCUUUCAGUUGUGGAAACUUAUAACCAAGCAUUCUCGAUCGUAGCCAUGCUGUUCGCCGCACUAAUAUCCCCGCUGCACUCGAUUCUGAUCGGCACGACGUCCACGCGCGCAUCCAAAAUGCCCCAAGACCUGACUGUCGCCGAGAAGAAAAACGAGCUACGCAUGCUACAUAAGCGCGCACGCCAGCUGGACAAGAAAUUGUCGAUCGGAUGGGGCAAGCCCACCGAGUUCACGCUGUUGGCCAUGCUUCCCAUCGUGGGUGACUACAUGUCGACAACCCUGGCCAUCGACUAUCUUCGCCGGAUGCACACGACGUUUGUUUUGUCUGACGAGAUCGAAAAGAAAAUGCUUCGCAAUGUCGUCGUUAAUUUUGUCAUAUCCAUCAUCCCUCUGGUCGGCUGGCUUAUACGCCGCAUAUACAGCGUCAACAAACGCAACUACAAGAUCUUGGAUAAGUACAUUAUGUCGAUGCCAUCGAAGAACGACACUACUGUCAGAUCCAAAGGGCGCAGUUAAUCGGGCUUUGCAAUCGGUAUUACAUGUGCCAACCCAUACCGCGACGCAUGAUCACUGUGUUUGCCAAAAUUAAACUUUUCCAUGCUCGGGCCCAGCCUGUGUUCUAGCUGCAAACUUGCUGG
Molecule: messenger RNA, 757 nt
Organism: Kickxella alabastrina
Lineage: Eukaryota; Fungi; Kickxellomycota; Kickxellomycetes; Kickxellales; Kickxellaceae
Exons: 1
Coding region: 114-635 (173 amino acids)
Source: RefSeq, a predicted model, not a curated record